This is a messenger RNA of Porites evermanni, 465 nucleotides long. Lineage: Eukaryota; Metazoa; Cnidaria; Anthozoa; Scleractinia; Poritidae. The record is from the annotation of a GenBank genome assembly.
GAAAGGGCAAGGGAAAGUAGGGAGGCAAGAGAAAAGUCCUAUGAUGAUUAUCAUUGGGCUACUUUGUGCGAAGAUGCCGCCAAGCUAAAAAAGCUCCGUGUGCCAGAAUUGAACAAAUACUUACAACAUCAUGGGCUAUUAAAACAGCAUCAGAACAGUAGCAAGAAUGACAAAGUGAGGACAAUUAUGGGACACUUCCUGCAGAUGAAUACUCUCAGAACAGGUCAAGCCGAAGUGAGUGGCAGCAAUGAAUCAGGUCAACUAGACAGCAGUGGUGAAAGCAGUGAGGGAGAAGAAACUGAUGAUGAUUACAAGAGUGAUACCCCUGACUCUGAAGACGACUCAAAUGAUGUCGUUCUUGCUUUUAUCGCCUCAGACGAGGAAUAUGUAGACGAGUGGCCAGCUACAACACGCUCAGGACGAGCAGUAACAAGAAGAGCUGAAAUUGACUUUUCAUUCUUUUGA